Xiphias gladius (swordfish) is the source of this 2123-nucleotide messenger RNA. RefSeq lists its product as uncharacterized. NCBI's taxonomy places the organism in Eukaryota, Metazoa, Chordata, Actinopteri, Istiophoriformes, Xiphiidae. The coding region runs from base 242 to 988 and encodes 248 amino acids. The transcript has 7 exons. The record is from RefSeq and is a predicted model, not a curated record. Gene Ontology annotation, biological process: protein localization to plasma membrane.
AAGAGCAUAACUAACAACAGGAGCGCAGUUGGCAGCACGAAGAACCUGAACUACACCUAUAUCAUUUAGAGCUAGGACUUUAUUUUUUGUCCCAGGGCUAAUCUUGCUAUGUAGGUAUGAGGAUCACUCCAUAGGACUCUACCGACACCUGAAGAGGUCUACUGUUAACUGUUUGAAAAUUCUGAAGAGCCGGGACUGAAGAAGUUUCAAUUUUGUUACUUGUCUUCCUCACCACCAAGACAUGGUACUCUGGAUUAUCUUCCCUAUCUCCCUCUCCCUGGUGUCCUUCAUUGGAACAUGGACUGUAUAUGGCCUAGCCCUCUCCAACAAUCAUGUGUGCUCCCUCAGUGACUGGGGGGGUGACAACUACUGCAGAGGGAAUCGGUCCAAUGGAUGUUGCUCUGUUCCCACCAUAAGCUCAAGUGGAACCCUUGCACCAGAAAAUUCACUUUUCACAGCCACGAUCAACGCUGGAUCCUUUAUGUUUCUGCUGUUCUGUAUAUUCCACCAUGCCCAUGUUAUGGAGAGACAUGCAUGUCAUUCCAUGCUGAGCAAGUUUGCACUGGUCUUCGGUGUGGUGGCAGCCCUGGGGGCAUUCACAGCUGGAAAUUGCAAUCCAGGUUACCUGUCACUCCUUCACUACCUUGGAGCUGCCAUCAGCUUCAUGUGCAUCUGCUUCUACACUGUCCUGCUCACCUCGCUGACCAGGAAGUGUGUGCUGACAGGUUAUGAAAAGGUUCUCUACCCACUGCGCAUCACCUCCACUACGAUUCAAACCAUUGUCACCAUCUGUUAUUCUGUUUUGUUUGCCCAAGAGGAUUACUUUCACGUUCACCUGUCUGCUAUAUUUGAGUGGAUGCUCAGUGUCAACCUGGAGUUGUUUGAGCUCAGCUAUGCCAUGGAGUUUUGCUUCUUCUCGUCCUUCAUGCUUUCAAAUCUGCUGAGCAAACGAGAGGAAGAAAAGCCUUUGAUUAUGACAAUGUCCUGAUAUGAGGCUGCCAGGGUCCAGUUGGAGCAGAGAGAAAGUGAGGAUGGACUUGAUAAGACAUCUGUAAAGACAGUGGCUGGACCAUGGCUGGAGGACCAAUAAUUUUUUUUUCAUCACUCUUCUAUAAUGGAUUUAUAUCUGUUUAUGGAUUUAGACCACUUUUAUUCCUCGCUCUUGAUAAAGUUUCCUGAAAUUGUAUGAUUUUCUUUAUCGGGCAGUUCUGUUCCUUAGGUAAAUCGUUCCUUAUUUAUUGAAACAAACCAGCUCAUGCAGCAAAUGAACAAAACCUAUAAGCUAUGAUGUACUUUCGUAAAAGUGAUGUUGAUGCUCUGCCCUAGAACAAUUAAUCUGAGGUGUCAUAGUCUGAUACACCUUACUUACAGUAUGUUGAUCAGUUUUUUUGUGCGGUUACUUUAUGUUAGAUGUUGGCAUAAUCAGCAAUGAACUAUGAAUUCCUCAUCAGGUACACUUAUUAGGACCAAAGUCGUGAAAACCUUACAACUUGUCUCUUAUCAUCUCUGAACACUAAGGUUCUUUAAUGGAUCUAAGCACUCACAUAUUUUUUUGGCACUUUAAUAAAAUCGUGACCAUUAUACAAACUGGCAAGUACUGUUAUUCUUCUGAUACACAGUUCCUGUGACGUCACAAGAUCCUGUUUAACUGGACGAUUACCUGAGUACAUUCUAAACAAGGAUUGCAACGCUUCAACAGGCUAAGAUGCAGAAGUAUGAAGUUAACUUUUACCUACGCACAGAAUAGUGGGUGUUGUCUUUAUCCUUUCCAUUACAAGGAAAAGGAUAUUUUUAGGUGUGGUCGUUAAGGUAUUUCUGCGUAUGUGAGCCUCACACUUGUGUGAUGAUAUAGGAAUGUCAUUUACUUUUGUAAAGCAGUUUAAAGGCCCUGAAAACAUAGUUUCUCUCAAUUUCUAGUGUGACAGGGUCCUACAUGAAUACAAUAUUUUGAGCCCAGGUUAGAGUAGGUUUGGUAAUUUCACUUGAGAUAUUUCUGCAUUUGUGGUCUUAUAUUUGUUUUUUGCACCAAAAUCAGAGCGAAGAGAGUGAAUAUUGGAUUUAUAUUCGCCAGGUGGCCAGAAACAUGACUCCAGAUGAAUGAUAAUGCUGCUAAUAGACUGUUU